This is a messenger RNA of Gambusia affinis (western mosquitofish), 7397 nucleotides long. RefSeq names its product solute carrier organic anion transporter family, member 4A1 (gene slco4a1). Gene Ontology annotation, biological process: sodium-independent organic anion transport; transmembrane transport. The transcript is spliced from 13 exons. The record is from RefSeq and is a predicted model, not a curated record. Gene Ontology annotation, cellular component: membrane. Lineage: Eukaryota; Metazoa; Chordata; Actinopteri; Cyprinodontiformes; Poeciliidae. Gene Ontology annotation, molecular function: protein binding. The coding region runs from base 651 to 2972 and encodes 773 amino acids.
GUGACAUUGGAAGAAAAGUCUGCAGAGGAACUCCAACUGAACAACCAAGAAAACCUGAAUAAUUUUUAAUAUCAUAUUUUUCUCAUCAUCUCCGACUCCUUGAAGCGACAACAGCGCUGCUUCAGCUCGUCUCUCCUCUUCGCGCUCAGUGAUUGGUCCAGAGCUGAUAGCGCCACAGAGCUGAACAUCAGCCUCUUUACAAAGCGCUUACGCCGCUCCUCUCAGAGCGACGGGCGCUGAGCGGCGGCGUUGAUGCAAACGGAUCAACAUCUGUUGCGGUCCGUCUCCCUUCUGGACACACCGUUCACUGAGAAGACGCGUGGCUGAUGAAGGUUGAUAACGAGGAUGCCAUUACUUGUCCAUUCACCUGGCUCUUUCUCCGUCUUCCACCACCUAACGUGGAUAAACCUUUGAAGAGUAUUUGCAAGUUUUCAGCCCUGUAAAACAUUGGCUUUGAGCACUGUGGAUGCAUGACCUGUGCAGCAACGGAAAUAAAGAGGAGGAGAAGAAAAAACUGAGAUGAGCCCAACUGACGAUUGGCAGGAGCUAUAUCCCCUCAACUUUUUGUCUGAGGGCCACUAAACAUAAAAUACACCUCUUUCCCAUUCUGAGACCCUCACAGGACUUCCAAAGUAUCCCUCAGAGGGCUGAUGCCAGUGUUGCUUAAUGCCGACGCCUCCUUUAGCUCCAGGCAGGAGCUCCUGGACCUUCAGGACUGUCCCCUCAAUGGGGGCCGCUCUUUGGACACCCCUAGUCCCGUGGACUCCCAGACAGGAAGCCCUCUAGGGUCUGGUCCUAGAAGCCCUGGCGGGUCAGGAGCUGAUGACCUCGCUGGAGCCCUUAUUUUCACAAGGGCUUCGAUGCUGCCGGGGCAGUUAUAUGGAGAGAGCAGUCAGCCUGAUACAGAGGUUCCUUUGGGGGUGACACUAAAGCCCAAUGACUCUGAUCAACUCUGCGGUUGGGGGGCUCUGAAGCCUAACAUCAUCCAAGUGUUCAACACCCCUCGUUGGGUGCUGUUUUUUCUUUGUGUGGCCUCUUUUCUCCAGGGAAUGAUAGUCAACGGCUUGAUCAACACGGUGGUGACCACCAUCGAGCGACGCUUUGACCUGCCCAGCUACCAGGCCGGUCUCAUUGCCAGCUCCUAUGACAUUGCUGCCUGUGUCUGUCUGGCCUUUGUCAGUUACUUCGGUGGUACUGGACACAAGCCCCGCUGGCUGGGAUGGGGCGUACUCAUUAUGGCGCUGGGUUCCUUGGUGUUCACCUUGCCUCAUUUCACUGCUCCUCCCUACUUGGUCAGUUUGCAGGAGCAAAUAGGAAUGUGUUCUGCUAACAGUACCAGCCCGUGCCAGAACAAGGAGGGAGGAGGACUGUCGAGUUAUCGUUUUGUGUUCAUGCUGGGACAGUUCCUGCACGGUAUCGGCGCCACACCUCUGUACACGUUAGGGGUCACGUACCUGGAUGAGAAUGUCAGCUCCAGCUAUGGACCUGUUUACAUGGGGAUCUUCUACACAGCAGCUAUUGUGGGACCUGCUGCAGGCUACCUGCUGGGAGGUUACUUCCUCACAAUCUACACAGAGAUUCAUCUGGAAACAGCGAUGACGCCAGAAAACCCACACUGGGUUGGGGCUUGGUGGAUUGGCUUCGUAGCAGGAGGAGCAGCUGCUCUACUGGUCGCUUUCCCCAUCCUUGGAUACCCACAACAACUGCCAGGCUCCCAGGAGCAUGUGGCGGGGCGCGUGUCUGAGGCCCACCAGCUGAAAGAUGGAAGCCACAAUACAGCCUCUGACCCUCAGUUUGGAAAAUCAGUCAAAGACAUGCCAAGAUCUGUGCUGCUUCUCUUGAAGAACCCUACGUUCCUCUUCCUGUGUUUGGCGGGAGCCACUGAUGCCACGCUCAUCGCAGGCAUGUCCACCUUUGGUCCAAAGUUCUUGGAGUCCCAGUUCAGUCUCAGUGCGUCUGAAGCUGCCACCUUGUUCGGAUACAUGGUGGUACCAGCAGGGGGCGGUGGCACUUUUUUAGGCGGCUACAUCGUGAAGAGGCUGAACCUGCGUUGUCGAGGCAUCAUACGCUUCUGCAUGAUGUGUGCUCUGGUCAGUCUGCUCGCCAUCUUCAUCUUCCUCGUCCACUGUCCCAAUGUGCCCAUGGCUGGGGUCACGGCCCCUUAUCAGUUGGGGCUGAUGGGGAAGGACCAGCUGGACCACUACAAACAUCUGUAUGACAAACCCAAGAAACCGCGACUCAGAAACAUGUCUUCACUGGACAUGAACCUCACAGUGAGUUGUAAUGCAGCUUGUAACUGUGCCAGAGAAAUGUACCACCCAGUGUGCGGGGCGGACGGGGUGAUGUAUUACUCCCCGUGCCACGCCGGCUGCACCGCCAUCAACCACACAGAACCGUCCACAGGCAGACAGGUGUACUCUGGGUGUGGCUGUGUGGUGGGGAACAUAUCAUGGGGUGAGGAGGGCUUCGCUCUGACAGGGAAGUGCAGCAGCUCCUGCCACCACAUGCCAGUCUUCCUCUCCUUGUUCUUCGUCAUCAUCUGUUUCACCUUUCUCUGUAGCAUCCCAGCUCUCACUGCCACUCUCAGGUGUGUACCAGAUAGCCAGAAAUCUUUUGCUCUCGGCAUCCAGUGGAUAGUGGUGCGCACUCUUGGCAGUAUUCCAGGACCGAUUGCAUUUGGCUCAGUGAUUGAUAUUUCCUGCAUAUUGUGGCAAGACCAGUGUGGCGAUCAAGGCUCCUGCUACAUCUACCACAACUCAGCCAUGAGUCAGUACACUCUUGUCGCUGGAAUCAUCUUCAAGCUUUUGGGUACCAUCUUUUUCCUUGUAGCCAGCAUUCUCUACCAGCCACCUCCAGAGUCUCCUCAAACCAGCUGCGAGAGCACAGACCAGGGAACGGAGCACCCAAGCGACCUGCCAAUCAAAGAUCUGCCAGAAGAUGGCGUCAUUAUCAACCUGCAUGCCAGGUUAUGACAUCUUGGACCCUCCAUUCCAAAUACAGAAUCUCUUUGUGUAUUAAAAAAAAAUACCCAGGAUGCCUUCAUGCACAAAUGCACACAUACACCCAGAGAGGGUGUGUAGCACUUCUAACAUGCUGCUCUUUUAGAAUGAAGUCGUGCUUUGACUGCAUGUGUUUCUGACAUGUAUGUUUGAUUGACUCAGCAAAAGCCUCACAAAGUUAUUUUUCCCAACUUUUCAUCUCUAAAAAUAACUCUGAUCUGUUCAGUUAAAUGAUGGUGUGUGUCUCAUCUAGACUAUGUCCAUCUUGACACCAUCGAUCAAAGAUCAAUUAGAUUCCUCACAGAACCAUUUUAUGGUUUUGAAAGAGUUUUAAAAAAAGGAAUCUCCCAUUCAUCAGUUGUUUUACCGUGACUGACUGGAAGAUAUGAUUGGUUUUCUAAGAACAGAUAAAGCCAUGUUUUAAGAUGCUGUUAGAAACCUCAAGGCCAGUGAAAAUGUAGCCAAAUAUUCUUCUUCUCACAAGAAGUAAAGCAGAGUACUGAACGAUCAGAGAGUAUUGAGCCACUAUCAUGCUUUCAACAUUUUAAUGCAAAAUUCAUACUCUUAUCAUUUUCCUAGUUGGCAUACACAAAAUGUCCCUUUUGAAGGCUGCUAGGCAGUUUUUCCUAAAACAAACAAACAAACAAAAAACCACACAUUAGCCCGUAGUGUGUAAUCUUUGAAAUGUCUCUAGAAACUGUGCACAUUUGGAUAUUGACAACUGAUUCCAGUCUUCCUGACAGAUUCUGCCACACUCUGAUUGAGCUGGUUUGUAACAUGACAUUCUGUUGAUGAUCUGUUAUGUUUAACUCUGAACUUUUAAUGGACUCUUACUACUCAGGGGCAUUCUUGGACAUGCCUUGUCUCCAGCUUUGUCUUGACUGUACACUCUGUUGGGGGCUCGACACAAAGGAGAUGACAUCGCUCCCUCUCCGUUCAUCUCCUAUGGAGCUUAGGGCACCACUGACCAGCCUUUCUCCUGGCAGGUUAAUGGCAAGAUUUGCUCAUGGGAAAUUUUAAGCUCAUACGUACAUGUGAACCUGCACACAUGACACAAGAAAGAUAAUAAUGUUCAGCUUUUCUUGCAGUCAUCGCUACCGUGUGUCGUGUCAUGUGUUUUGCCACAAAACUUUUGUCUUUCGCUGUCGUUCGUCACUCCUCGUGUGUCGAGCCAUUACAGUGUCUCUUGUCCCCUUUUAUACUCAUAGUCUGAAGUAGUUUAGCUUCAAGAAUCUUUACGAAUGAUUAUGACAAUUCUGCCCUCUGCUAUGAGCUCCGUGUCCCAAAGGAACCCCAGAGCAAACGUCUACCAUUGCCUUGCUUCAUUCUUGGGAUGAUGAUUGCAAGGAACAUUUGUUGGAUAGGAUCCAUCAGAAGCAAUUGAUGUGUUGUUGGUGCAAAUCAAGGAUCUGAGCUUUCCAUGCUCUUAGGGUGCCUUCAGGGAGAACAGAGAAUUUCAAGGAUGUGAAAAUUCAACUAGAUUGUGGAUGGAGACCAUCCACAAUCUCUAAAAUGUAUUAAAAACACAGUUUGCUCCCCGUUAUGCCUGGUAGAGUGUGAGUGUUUUCUAAUUGUAUUGAGAAUGCAUAAAACAUUUGAAUCAAAGGAGCCUGAGUGGUGGAGUGUAAAACAGCUGUGGGAGCGCUGCCAUGUUGGUCUCAUUCAGACUCCAACCUCAUCACAAUGGUAGUGUUACUACAUUAUCUUUUAGCACUUAGCUUAAUGCUAACAGCACAGUUCUACAAAGUCUCUGCUAUUGUGAAGGCUGUAUCAGUGGCUUGAUUGACUUCACUGAAGGACAUUUUCCAAAUUUGCCUUGAUCAAGCCACACUCUAAUGGGUCAUGUUGUUCUUGGAGAGCACAGCCGGGUCUUCCUCCAGUGGGAAGGUUUCUGGAAAUCUCCAAACAGGCUGCCAUGUGCCUUUUUAUUCAGUGUGGCUUCAGUCAAACGUUUGCACCAGUCAGUCUCUCACAAAAAAUUCUGCUGGUGUAGUUGUGAGCGAUUUUCUUUUUCAGUCUUUGCACUUACGCCUUCGGAAAUAUUGCUUGUAUCAUUAUGGAGAGAAGAGAAUUUGGUAGUUUGGGAUGUGACGGCUUGCUUUUUUGUCCUGAUUGGCUGUGGGGUUUCCGAAACCAUCCCUCCAUGUCAGGCUUUGAGUUUCUUUGCUUCAGUUAAUCUGCGAAAUCUGCUCAAGAGGUCUUUCUUUUUGAUAGCAAAUAUAUGAUGAUGUGCACAUCGAUUAUCAUCACAGGUGAAUAGCACAAACAAACAAACAAACGCAUUUUCACCUUGAGAAGCACAUGAAUACUUUUGAAAGCAACUGUACAAGAGACUUUGGAUUCAAAGGUAGUGAUAUUUUAGCUUCUGCUGAUGCGGAAUUAUGACGACAUAAAAGUGAACAUGACUGUUCACACUGCAGACGCUUUAAAAACAAUCGGGUUUGUAUCCGAUUUAAUUCCACAUAGGGAAGAGGCACAAGAAGAUUUUUUUCAAAAAGUCGGACAAAAGUCGCAUCUGGGCGAAACAAGCCGAUUCGAUCACCUUUGCCUGUUGUGUGAACGUAACCUAUGUUGCUCUCUUUACCAGCUGACAGUGGUUUUAGUGCAAUCUUAUUUUAAAAAUGAUUGUUCAACUGUGUGUUGAGAAAUGCCAACAGCAAAUAGACGGAUUUAAACAAGAAAUUCAAACAAAUAUUAAUCAAACUUCACUAGAAAUUCAUGAAUUAGUUUCAAACAUCAAAUUGAUAUUUUGUAACAAUAGCUUAUUAUGGUCAGGUAAUAAAUGUUACAAUAUAUGUGAUUUAGCAAUGAACACCAUGCCUCAAAACAUAUAUGAAUAGCCUUGCCAAGGCUGGAUGGAAAUACCUAAAUAUCUCUAAGGUUUUAUUCUUCAGGCUGCAAACAUUUGGAAUUACCUGCAGCCUGACAAGCUUUGCAUAAUUCUAUGAAUUUAAGAGCUCUGUAUGUGUUUAUGAUAGAUAUGGGAUGUUAAAACCACACCUCUGGCUAAAAGAUGGGAACGUUCUGAGAUUAAUUUAAUUUGACAAUGUCCCACUAGAUGACACUCUUUACCCUGUACUAAUAAUGUUUCUUUGAUGGAUCUGAUGAGAAUAAACUCAAAAUCUAACAGGAAUAUUAACAUGCUGGUCGACGUUAUAUAAAAUAAAAUGAAAACAUGCAUAUAUAUAUUUUUAAAAACGGUUAUCUACAACUGAUUUACUUUCAAUAAACUGUAUUUAUUUAGACGUAGGAAAAAAAUUGACAUAUUUUUUAAUCUAGCCUUAGCUUGUUGGUUCUGUAGCAAGAUAAAGAUUUUUAUGGGCAACAAAUGAAAUAAAAAUUUAAUAUUUUCUGAACCCAAAUUAGUAAAUAUUCCGAUUCCUAUGACUUUCUAAAGAAUUGUGUUUAGCCAAACAUAAGACAACAUCUGAUAAUAGAACAUCUUCACAAUAUUUCUAAACCCCAGCUUGGACAUUCAGCACGGUAAAGUUGCAAGCGAUUCAUUAAAAGUUAUCCGCAGCAAACUUCUAACCUCUUAUGAAACAUUUGCACUUCAGUACUUGACCCCAAAUGGAAUGAUGGGAUUUUGCUUCAGUGUUUGGCUGUUUAGUUAUUUAGGAUGACACAGCUUUGCUCAUUUCAAAACUCAAAAGCAUUGCUCUUCAGCAGGAGAUUCAGUGAAACCAAAGUCAUUCAAAUAUAAUACCCAAACGGAGGCAGAUAGACACAUGAAAAUCCAGUUUAAGUAAUCCCAAGAUAUCCAUCUUUUAGUUCAUAAUGGAAAUUGUUUUGUGUGGGCCUUGCAUCUUGACUGAAUGAUGUGUUCAACCUGAAUGAGACGGGGCACAUUGGUAACAUACAGUAAAUUCUACAGUGCAUUUUACGUUUGGACCUAAUUGUUUCAGUACUGUAACUCUCCAAUCGUGCCAAAGCAGCUUUGCAAAUUAACUGUUCUUUAUUUUGUAUCGACAUAUGUAUGCAAAUAAUUUAUUUAUGAUAUUUUGCACUUAAAUUUUUUAAUCAGCGGUGUAAUUUUAAAAGUACUGAUGCUCUUUGCUGUCAUUCUCCUGUUUGUGAUGUAGGGUCCCUCCCACUGUGCUGAUCUGUGUUGUUACUGUGUUCGAUCCUCAUGUUAUGAGUGACCUUGACAACCUUCAACUGAUGGCGAACAAUUAUUUUCACCUGUAUCUGUAAAUCGUUUUUACCUGUGCUUUUCUCUGUCUGCUAGCUCAGAAUAUCAAAUGUAUAAAACCCUUUUGUUAAACUGCACAUUAAUUUGUUUUUGUGGAGUAUGUUGUUUUUCAUGGAAGCUGUGAAUUUUUUUAUUAUUAUUUUUUUUUUAUUAUUGAAUGACUCAAAAAUGUGAAAUGUUUUUACAAUUACAAAAUUUGAACAGCA